UGGUGAUUGUAAUGCUACGGCGCGGCAACGGCCUUUUAGUUUCCUUCUUUAGCAGGAUUUCUUUCAAACCAACUCUCUCUGACAACAGCGACCCCCAGAGGCAACAGGUUCAUGACGGCCUAUAUAAAUUUGUUUUAGACUAUGACCACAAAGCUCCCGUAUAUGACUCGCAUCCCAUUGGGGUGAAAUCUGACUUCUUUGCAAAACGUUUUUUUAGCGGGUCUGUGUUGGCAGCUUUUGCAUCUUUUGCUAGUACGUCCUUAGUAUUAUACACCUUUGUCUUUCUUGUUGGCUCAUCAAUAAUGGAAUCCUAUCGCAAGCUGUGGUUUGAGGAACCCAGUGAAGAAGUUGAUGAAGAAGACCCAAGUUUACUACUUGAAAAUUCGGAUAUUAUGGCAUUUGAGGAAGAAGAAUAACCCUAAAAAGAAUGUUUGCAUGAUAAUUAUUGCUUCAGUUUCCAUCACGCGCAAAUCAACAUAUCAAAACUGUCAUGUAUUUUUCGAGGAGGACGGGGGGGAUGAUAAGUAGUAUAUUUAUUUUAAUUAGAAUUCUCAUACAUUUUCUUUACUGCUGCAUGAUUUAAAAUGAGUUCAGUGAACUGUGCUUUCUUAUCCUUUUUAAAGUGAGAUGUCAAAGCUGAUUCUGAUACUUCACACAUGUGAUGAUAUUGGUUU
Phytomonas sp. EM1 is the source of this 674-nucleotide messenger RNA. NCBI's taxonomy places the organism in Eukaryota, Euglenozoa, Kinetoplastea, Trypanosomatida, Trypanosomatidae. The record is from the annotation of a GenBank genome assembly.